This is a messenger RNA of Hemicordylus capensis (graceful crag lizard), 5097 nucleotides long. RefSeq names its product GDNF inducible zinc finger protein 1 (gene GZF1). The coding region runs from base 343 to 2472 and encodes 709 amino acids. Gene Ontology annotation, molecular function: protein binding. Gene Ontology annotation, biological process: regulation of immune system process; negative regulation of transcription by RNA polymerase II; regulation of cytokine production. The record is from RefSeq and is a predicted model, not a curated record. Lineage: Eukaryota; Metazoa; Chordata; Lepidosauria; Squamata; Cordylidae. The transcript is spliced from 6 exons.
ACAAGUGGGGGGUUCCUCGGUGGGAACUUUGGCAGCGGUUGGGGAAUGGAGAGGGGAAUGCGACCUUCUUCCCCCACCCCCAGAAGCGCUGCUCCUGCCAUCAUCGCUCUCGCCCCACUGUCAGAGGGAAGGGGGGCUUCGCAGUAACCUUGCCAAGGGGGAGCUUGGGGCGUAAAGCUGGAUGAGGGAAGUGCUGCUAAUUGCUUCUAGAAGGCAGGGGAGGCCAAGCACUCUCUGUGCCCUCGCUGUUUAAAGGCUAAAAUAAAAAAAUCCCUUCCCUUUCCACCCAGUGAUAGUAUCUGCGCAUGUAGCCCCAUUAAGUUGUUUUUAGAAAGGAAGAAGAUGGAAAGUAAUGCUGUUCUUUUGGAAUCGAAAUCCUCGCCUAUCAACCUUCUGAAUGAAAUGCACCAACUGCGUCUCCUGGGCCACCUUUGUGAUGUGACUGUGAGUGUGGAGUAUCAAGGUGUCAGAGCAGAGUUUGUUGCUCACAAAGCUGUGCUGGCAGCAACAAGCAAGUUUUUUAAAGAGGUAUUUCUUAAUGAAAAGGGCAUGGAUGGACAAAAGACAAACAUAUUCUUGUAUGAAGUCCAGGUAGCUGACUUUGCAUCUUUUCUGGAGUUUGUCUAUACUGCCAGGGUAGAGGUAGAAGAAGAUCGGGUGCAACGCAUGUUGGAAAUAGCUGAAAAACUUAAGUGCUUGGAUUUAUCAGAAACUUGCUUUCAGCUAAAAAAGCAGAUGCUGGAGUCCGUAUUAUUGGAGUUGCAAAAUAUUUCUGAGUCACAGGAUGCUGAAGAGGAUGGUGGGGCUCAAUCAAACAAUUUACUUGAGCCUAAGGCACUUCUUGAAGCACAAGGUGACAGUGUGGAUUAUUUUGCAAAUUCGUCACUGGAAAGGUUUAGGGAUGGAGAGAGCCUUGAGGCGCCUGCUACUAAAUUAAAGGAUAAGCUAGAAAAGAAGAAAGAAGCCCUGAAGACUCCCUGUUCCAAAAUCAGGAGGGCCAGUGGAAGACUGGCUGGCAGGAAAGUGUUUGUGGAAAUACCAAAGAAAAAGUACACAAGGCGCCUGCGAGAGCAACAAAAGUAUGCUGAGGCUGCUGCUGAAGAGAGCAGAGUCUCUGAAGACCACAACAUGCAUGAGGAAGAGAAAGAGGAAGAGGAGAAAGAGCAAGUGGCGAAUAGUGUGAAGCCUGAAAACAAAGGGUGUGAUGGGACUGUUGAAGGGGAGGAGAACUUAACUAAAUCUGAGGAGGAUAAAAAGAACCGUGGUGGCAAUUUUACAUGUAGCACCUGUGAGAGAGAAUUCCUCUAUGAGAAGAGCUUUCUGAAGCACAUCAAGCACAGCCACGGAAUUGCAGCUGAAAUUAUUUACCGCUGUGAAACCUGCUGCCAGACUUUUGCCAACCGGUGCAACCUCAAAAGCCACCAGCGCCACGUCCACAGCAGCGAGCGUCACUUCCCGUGUGAGCUCUGUGGUAAGAAGUUCAAGAGGAAGAAGGACGUCAAGAGGCAUAUUCUGCAGGUUCAUGAGGGUGGUGGGGAGCGUCAUCACUGCCUACAAUGUGGAAAGGGUUUGAGCUCCAAAACGGCCUUGAGGCUUCAUGAAAGGACGCAUACAGGCGACAAGCCUUAUGGGUGCACAGAGUGUGAGGCUAAGUUUUCUCAGCCUUCGGCACUUAAAACACACAUGAGAAUCCACACUGGUGAAAAGCCUUUUGUUUGUAGUGAUUGUGGAGCAAGAUUCACCCAGAAUCACAUGCUCAUAUAUCAUAAAAGGUGUCACACAGGAGAACGACCUUUCAUGUGUGAGACAUGUGGGAAGAGCUUUGCCUCUAAGGAGUAUUUGAAACACCACAAUCGAAUCCACACUGGGUCCAAGCCAUUUAAAUGUGAAGUUUGCUUCCGAACAUUUGCACAGAGGAAUUCACUCUAUCAGCACAUUAAAGUUCAUACAGGUGAGCGUCCCUACUGUUGUGAUCAGUGUGGUAAACAGUUCACACAGCUCAACGCCCUGCAGCGCCAUCAUCGGAUUCACACAGGCGAGAAACCAUUCAUGUGCAAUGCUUGCGGUCGGACUUUUACAGACAAAUCUACUCUCCGGCGACACACCUCAAUUCAUGAUAAAAACACACCCUGGAAGUCUUUUCUUGUCGUUGUUGAAGGAGCCUCAAAGAAUGAUGAGGAUCAUAAGACAGAGCUUCCAGAUGAGGAAUAUGAUGUGGCCCAUUCUAAAAUAUCAGAAAAGUUGCUGUCUUUCUCUGAAAAUGGGCACUAUCAAAGUCUGACUGCUAUCCAAGGAAACAUGACUGCUCUGCAUGAAAAUCAGGGAUCCCCCCUGGUAACAGACUGCAAAUCAGGUAGCACAGGAGGUGCCCAAGAAGCCCCCAUUGGCACAACAUUGCAUGACCUCACGGUGUUGCACACCCAAACAGACUCUCUUCAGCCACCCCUGCACACCUUGGUGAAUAUGGAAUAGGAUCAUCUGCUCAGAAGAAAAUUCUGGUCCAGGAUAAUCUGCUUAAUACUGUAGACUCCUCCAACACUCGGAGGCCACAAAAUGAUAAAAGCUUAUGGUGGGUGCUCUCAGUGUACUGUCUGCUUCCCAAACCAACAUUUCUGGAAUUGUUUCUUAACUGAAGAAUUUUCUCUCUUGGCCUAUCUGUUAAGAGAAAAUUACUCUUUCAUGUGUUGUCUGUGUAAUUUUAAAGUAGAUUCCAGAUUGCACAGUUAAAGCUGUGUGAAAAGUGAAGGCUACUACUGUUCUAAUCCAGAUUCCUCCCUCAAUCUGUCCCUUGUCAUAACGGUUUCUUCAACUAUAGUUUUUUGUUGAUCCCUCUGAAAGGAGAGUAGUUCUGAUUUUGUGUUUUUCUCUCAGUCAUUGAUUCCACAUUGUAUUCAAAUAAAUAUGAAAUUUUACAGUACAAUCUAUCUCUGGGCCCAACAUUUAAUACAAUUUUAAUUUAGGGUUUUUUUAAUUACAUAAGAAAAAGAAAACUUUGUUAAAACUGAUAAUGGGAAAUGUCUGACUCUUCUGAGCACAGAUUUUCUUUUGGGAAAACUGGGAAGCCAGUUUUGCAGAAGUUCAUUGCAGUUCAUAUAAGCUGAGUGAUAAGACUGUUCUAAGCAGCUUGGAGAAGAUUUCAAAGUCAGGUUACUAAAUGCCUUGUGCAGAACUUACUGGGGAGGUCUACAAGUCUUUUCCUGUGGCUGAGCCUGCUUCCUAAAUUACUCUGUGGCUCUCUGCAAGCCUCAUCAAUCUGCUCUCUUUCUCCUUAGUCUCUGCUAUUCUGUCUACCUGGUCACUUUUUGUUAGUGUUCUCUUCUUUCUGUACUAUACUCCCCACAACUAGGUGUACAUCUUCAUCCUCCUGUCACAAGUAUACCCUUGCCAGCAUACAUUCCCCACAUAGAAAGGGCAUUCACAAGGCACUGUCCUUCAUUCCCUCAAAUACCCUUAUUAUUCUCAAUGUCUUCUGAAUUUGCAAGGAUCACACACUUGGUCAUGAGACAGAGUAUUCUGUAACUUCAUACAUUUCACUGACAGCAGAGUCUUACAGGAAAUUGCUUAAAGUAUUAAAUUUGGUUUUCUCAAGUGAGACUGCACAUCUUAUUGGUAAUCUAUUGUAGCUCUCCCCAAAAAAUGAUUUAAUUUUGUUGUAGAACAGAUAACACAUGCAGGUUUCUGGUCAUGGUCUGACGUUUUCUGAGUAAAUACUCAAUUUUAAUAUUAGCUGAUGUUUGUACCAAAGCCUGCAAAAUCUGCUGGAGAUAAGUUACAGCCAGAACAAGCAUUCUAAGAAUGGCUAGUAGCCAUCUGGAAGGAGGGUUUUUUAGGCCUCCAGCUUAAUUUUUUUAAGGUUUUCCAAUAUGUACAUGAAAGGUUGGUUCAGUGAAGCUUUAGUACUCAUAGCAGGAAAGGAAGCCCAUGUAACAGCCAAGGCAAAGCAACUGCCAAAAGGGAAUACAAGUCUGUUUUAAAUGAUGUUUUUCUUAACAUUGGGGUUACAAAAGUAAAGGCUUAUUUUGCUAUAAUUCAUUGAUACUGUGCCUUUUUUUAAUUCAGGAAACAAACAAGUGCCAUAUCCAAAAUCUGACUUUCUAUUGACUUCCUACAGGACUUGAACUUGCUAGUAUAACUGCUAAGAGUAAUCUAUAUUUAUGAAUACAAUAUUCAAGCCCAGAAGCACCUCUCUUAAAAGAGAAUGAAGUAAGUGGAGAGCACCUCAGUGUUUGCACCGCUGGAGGUUGCCAACAAGUUGGGAGAGUGAAGUAUCGCUCAUAAGAACUGAUUUUCAGACAAAUCCGAAGUUCAGGGUAAUUGUUUUAGCUUAUACAAUGUUAUUUCAGGAAAAAAAGAGUUAGAGAUACAGUGCUUUCAAACUUAAGCAUACUUCUGUAGUUAUUCUGUUUCUGUCUUUUGGCACACUGAAGAACUAAGCUAUAACAUUAUUUUGUCUUUAAUGCUGUGGUUUCACUCUCUUUUUGCAUGCCUUGAUACAAUGCUCCUUCGAAGAACUGGUUGUGAUGGUUAAGCAAAGUGGGUGUGCUCCUACAGAGGAUCUAGUCCUCAGAACUUUGCUGUUUGUUUUGUCAGCAUUAUGCUUGAGGGUUCAUGUAGUCAGGCUUAGCCUUCUCUGAAUGUUUUCUUCCUCCUGCCCUUGAUUAAAUUAGGAAUCAUCUGGGGGUGGGGGACAAUCUCUGCCAACUGUGAUAUAAGCACCGUAUCAGUUAUCCAAAAUCCUGCCCAAAAAUCUUGUUUGCUGAAAGGCAAAGCAAUAAAAGAGGAGUCCAACAAUGUGUCAGUUAUUUUUUUGUAAAUCCCUUAAUAAGAGUUUGUUACUAUUUACUCAGUUUGUUUAAUCUACAAAAAGGGACCUUUUUAGAGAAAGUGGACUUUGAAGAUGUUAUAUUUAAAUAUUUAUUUUGUAAUCCAUGUGCUUUUUUAUUUUAAUGACCAAUUGCAAAUAAUUUGUAGUAAAUAUUUAAAUCUUUAUUUGUAGUAUCUAGCUAGGGAAUUUUUUUUGUACUCUAUAAAGAUAUAGAAGUGGGUUGACUUGUAUGAAUUGGAAAGCCCUAUUAAAAGAAUUUUAAAUAGUGACAA